Molecule: messenger RNA, 9111 nt
Organism: Closterium sp. Naga37s-1
Lineage: Eukaryota; Viridiplantae; Streptophyta; Zygnematophyceae; Desmidiales; Closteriaceae
Source: the annotation of a GenBank genome assembly
AUGGACUUGGAUGGUUGCCCGGGUACGGAUGGCGAUAAGGAGGCUCAGUUGGCGCACUCAAUAGGUGCGGGAACACCUGCUUCCGCCGCCGCUGCUUCUGCCGCCGCCGCUGCCGCCGCCGCCGCCGCCGCCGCUGCUGCUGCUUCUGCUGCUGCUGCAGCUGCUUUUGCUGCUGUUGCUGCUGCUGAUGCUGCUGCUGCUGAUGGUGCUGUUGCUGCUGCUUCUGAUGCUUCCGCACCUGCUGCUGCCCAUGCUGCCUCUGAUGCCGAUGCUGCUGUUGGUGUUCACGCUGAUGUUGCCACUGCUGCUCCCUCGGGCCCUCGUUCUUCUGCUGCUGCCGCCAACGCAUCCCCUGCCGCCGCCGCCAGCACAGCCGCCACUGGUGCUGGAGGUGCAGCAGUAGGGGCUGAUGGUCCUUCGAAGUCGUCUCAAAAGGCAACAGCAGGUGCUGGUGGGGCAAGCUCGGCAGGCAAGAGUGCAAGUGCGGAAGCGCAAGAAGAGGAGGGGAUGGAGGUGGUGUGGUUGAGCGAUGAUGAGGUUGAUAGUGAUGAUGAUAGUGAUCGUGAUGGCAGUGACAACCAUAACGAGGAUGAGGACGUGGUGGAGUUGAGUGGGCGGGAGGUGCAGGAAGCCAUGCUGCAGGCGAGGCUCAGGAACGCGCAGAGGCAGAUGAUGCGCUCCAUGGGGGGCGGCACGCCGGGCGGCGUUCUGGGCGGCGUGCCGGGCGGCGUGCCGGGCGGCGUGCCGGGCGGCAGCACAUUGGGAGGCAUGCCGGGUGGCGUAGUGGGCGGCCCGGUGGGCGGCACGGUGGGCGGCACUGUGGGCGGCAUGGCUGGGAACAUGGCACGGGGAUUGGGAAGUGGCGUGGGGAUCGGUACAGGAUUGGGAAUAGGCGCUGGUGAUGGGAGGAGGGAGGGCAGGGACGGGAGGGGUGUGGCUGAAGGGGUUGCUGCGGAGGGCAGAGAGAGGAGAGAGGGGAGUGAGGGGAGUGAGAGUAGUGUGGUGAGUGUGAUCAGUAUGGCGAGCGAUGAUGAUGAGGAUGGGGUGGGUGAUGAGGUGAGGCAGCAGUGGGAGCAGCUGGGGCAGCUGAAGGCUGUUAUGUCGCCGCAGAGGCAGAGGGAUCGGAGGGACGAAGGUGAGAGAAGCAGAGACCGGGCGAGCGUUGGACAGCAGCAGCGUAAUCAGCUGCGGGGUAACCAGCAGCAGCAGCAGCAAGAGGUUUUGCAGUGGCAGCGGCAGCAGCAGGAGGCGAGGCAGCAGGUGCAGCUGGAGCAGGAGGUGAGAGAACGGUUCGGAGAGCGAGUGCUGCUCCGAGACCAAGGGGGUGAUGAGGAGGAGGACGAGGACGGAGAGGGGGGAGAGGGGGGAGGUGGUGGGAGUGGGAGGAGGAGAGGGAGGGAAAGGGCGGUUGGGAAUCUGCGGCAGUGGUUUGGGGUUGGGAUGGGAGGGAGAGGGGUGGAUAGGGAGGAGGAGAGGCGAGAGUUUGUGGAGGCGAGGAGGAGGAGUGCGGCAGACGCUCUGAGACACUUCAGGAGCAUGCGGGACGAGGGGAUGGUGGACCGGUUACCACGCUUACCACCACAGCCUGAGCCGAACCAGCAAACCGCAAUGCGGCAGAUCCUGGAAGGCCUAUCCCUCGCGGGAACAGCAGAGGAGGCGGAAAUGCCGGCAGGGGCUUUAAGAGUGCCGCUGCUGACGCACCAGCGCAUGGCAGUGGCGUGGAUGAGGCGCAGAGAGGCGUCUAUCCCUGCUGGGGGCAUACUGGCGGAUGAUCAAGGGCUGGGGAAGACUCUCACCACGAUUGCGCUGAUUGUGCUGGGCGUGCGGGAGGGCAGGGAGAGGGAGAGACGGGAGAGGGAGAAGGGGAAGGGGGUUGUUAAGGAGGAGGGGCAGAUGCUGCUGUUGACGGGUGGUGCGGGUACGGGUGAUGCCGGUCCUUCUGGUGCCGGUCCUUCUGGUGCUGGUGCAUCUGGCGCUGGUACAAGUGGUGGUGGUGGUGCUGCUACUGCUGGUGCUGCUGGUGGGGUGCCUGUAACAGGAGGAGGAAGAGGAGGAGGAGGAAUGGGAAUGGGGGGCAGCAGCAAGAUGGAAGUGGUUGAUUUGGAGGAAGACGAGGAGGGGGAGACGGGGCGGGGGAGACGGGGCGGGAAGAAACAACGUCUAGCAGCUCCAGUGCUGCCAGUGGCAGGCGCAGCAAUGCGACCUGGCGUUUCGGCAGCCGCCACCUCAGCAGCUGCCAGCUCAGCAGCUGCCGCGUCAGCAGCUGCCACGUCAGCAGCAGGCAGCGCAGGUGGCGGCAGAGGCAAGCGCGUGAGUGGCGGCACGCUGGUGGUGUGCCCCACGAGCAUCCUGCGGCAGUGGGAGCGGGAGAUUCGAGAGCGAGUGGGCGACCUUGGGGAAGCAGCAGGCACUGCUGCUGCUGCUGCUUCUGGCGCUGCUGGCGCUGCUGGCGGUGGGGGAGACGAGAGGUUGGCUAGUGGAACUGGGGAAGGAGGAGGGAGGAGAGGAGGAGGAAGCACAGGAAUAGGAGGAAUAGGAGGGGGAGGGGGCGGGGGAAGAGGGUUAUCAGUGCUGGUGUAUCACGGGCCGGGGCGCACGAGGAGUGCAGCGGAGGUGGCAUCGUACGACGUGGUGCUCACCACCUAUGCCAUCGCUGCUAUGGAUGUGGGCGGAGGGCGAGGGGGUGAUGGCGGCGAGGGGGGGAAAGGCAAAGGGAAGGAGCCUUCGUGGGAGGAGGUGAUGGGGAUUGGUGGGGGUGGUGGGGGCGGGGCGGGGGGGAAGAGGAAGGCUGGUGGUGGUGAGGGGGGGAGUGGUGGGAGUGGGGGGAGUGGGGGGGGUCCGCUUGCGGGGGUGGCGUGGCUGCGAGUGGUGCUGGACGAGGCACAGGCCAUCAAGAACCGCAACACUCAGGUGGCGAGAGCAUGUUGGGCUUUAAGGGCCAAGAAGCGGUGGUGUCUCUCAGGCACUCCCAUGCAGAAUGCAGUGGACGAUGUGUACUCCUACCUGCGCUUCCUGCGCUUCCCCUUCCUCCCCCUCACCCCCCUCCUCCUCCAGGUAGCGAGAGCAUGCUGGGCUCUGAGGGCCAAGAAGCGGUGGUGCCUGUCAGGCACGCCCAUGCAGAACGCGGUGGACGAUGUGUAUUCCUACCUGCGCUUCCUGCGCUUCCAAUUCACCCCUUUCUCCCGGCGUCCCCCAGGUGGCAAGGGCGUGUUGGGCUCUAAGGGCCAAGAAGCGGUGGUGCCUCUCCGGAACGCCCAUGCAGAACGCAGUAGACGAUGUGUAUUCCUACCUACCUGCGCUUCCCCUUCAACCCGUUCUUCCACCCUCUCCCAGGUAGCAAGGGCGUGUUGGGCUCUGAGGGCCAAGAAGCGGUGGUGCCUGUCGGGCACGCCCAUGCAGAACGCAGUGGACGACGUGUACUCCUACCUGCGCUUCCCCUUCAAUUCAACCCCUUUCUUCCCCCCUCCCCCAGGUGGCAAGGGCGUGCUGGGCAUUGAGGGCGAAAAAGAGGUGGUGCCUGUCGGGCACGCCCAUGCAGAACGCGGCGGUGCUGCUGGCUGUCAUGCUGCGCCGCACCAAGGCCACGCGCAUCAAGGGAGCGCCCAUCCCAUAGUGGACCUGCCACCGCACAUAGUGGCGCUGCAGCGAUCCCCGUCAUCCCCUUCUUCCCCUCCCUCUGCCCUCCGCCCUCUCCUUCCCCCUGUCCCCCCCACCAGCCACGCGCAUCAAGGGAGCGCCCAUAGUGAACCUCCCUCCGCGCAUACCACGCGCAUCAAGGGAGCGCCCAUAGUGGACCUGCCCCCGCGCAUAGUGGCGCUGCAGCGAGCGGAGUUCACCCCAGAGGAGAGGGCCUUGUACCUCUCUCUCGAGGCCUCCUCCAAGCGCCAGUUCCACGACUACGCGGCAGCAGGCACAGUACAGAACAACUACAUGCACAUCCUCACCAUGCUGCUGCGCCUGCGCCAGGCCUGCAACCACCCCGCCCUCGCCAAGGGCGCGCCCAUCGCCCGGGGCAAUGGAGCAGGAGGAGGAGGAGGAGGAGCAGGAGGAGGAGCAGCGCGAGGGCGAAGCGGGGUUGGAGCAGGAGGAGGGGGGAGCGGUGGGGGGAGUGGUGGGGGGAGUGGUGGGGGGAGUGGAGGGGGGAGUGGUGGGGCGGGUGGGCGGCGGAGUGUGUUUGCCGGGUCAGUGGGGAGGCUAUCAGCGGGUAAACGCGCCGAGUUAGUGCGGCAGGUGGCGCAGGUGGGGGGAGAGGCGGUGUGUGAGCUGUGUGGGGAUGCAGCGGAGGUGCCGGUGCUGUCUGUGUGCCUGCACACCUUCUGUGAGCAAUGUGCUCUGCAGCAUCUCGCUCAGUCUGAUACCCCUCUCUGCCCUUGCUGCGGCAAAGCCUUCUCUCCUGCGUCGCUCUGCUUGUUUUCGGAGCUGGAAGGUGUAGGGAGUGGUGGGAUGGGUGCGGGAGGGGUGGUGAUGGGUGGAGCAGGGGGUGGGAUGGGGAUGGGAGCAGCGGCAGGCACGUUAGCAACAACUUCACUGGCAGAAGGGAGGGGAGGGCAGCAGCAGGCGGAGGAGGAGAGGGAUCCGCUCUUCUUCUCUCCCUCUCGCAUGUCCACCAAGGCUCGUGCUGUUCUCAACUACCUCCUCGCCCUCCCUCUCAUGCCCGCUGCUCCUCCUCCUUCUGCUGGCGCUGCUGCUGCUGCUGCCCUCCCUCUCAUGCCCCCUGCUCCUCCUCCUUCCUCUGCUGCUCCUCCUGCUGCUGCUACCCUUCCCACCUCUUCUCUUCCCCUCUCCCUUCCUUCCUCCGUUCCCGCCCCCUUUCCCUCCCCCGUUCCCACUUCUCUCCCCUCCUCCCGUCCCUCCUUCCUCCCUCCAUCGCAACCCUCCAUGCAAUUUCCCAGUGCACGCAUUAUCUCUGGCCCUGUUCCCGUGAGUAACCCUCCCACCUCGAGUUCUUUCGUUUCCACUCCUCCCUCCGCUCCUCUCUCCUCUACCCCUUCCUCCUCCACCCCUCCCUCCUCCAUCCCCCCAUCCUCCAUCCCCCCAUCCUCCACCCCUCCCUCCAUGGCACCUGGCGGAAUGGUGAAGGAGGAGGAGCAAGGAGGGGUGAGAGGUGUGGCAGUGGGAGGGGUUUCGGGAGACUUUGCAGCAAGGCAUAAUGCGGGUGCAGGGGAUGCAGGCAGUUCAGGUGCUGGUGCAGGUGUGAGUGCAGGUGGUAUCGCAGGUGGUAGUGCAGGAGGGGGUGCAGGUGGGGUUGCAGGUGGGAGUGCGGGCACGGGAGGAGUGAAGGAGGAAGCGUCUGAUGGCGGCGGUAAUUGUGGGCUGAUUCCGCAAGGAGGGGAGAAAAACGGCCAGUUGCAGCAGCAGCAACGGGAUCCGCAGGAGCAGCAGCAGCAGGCGCAGAAGCAAGAGGCAGAGGAGGCGCAGUGGAUGGCGGGGCUCUGGGCGGAGAUUGCUGCGACCGCUGUGCUGGAGGAGGGAGAUGUGGGGCCGGCAGGGGCAGGUGGGGCACCGGGGGAAGGGGCACCUGGGGUAGGGGCAUUUGUGGAAGGGGCAUUUGGGGAAGGGGCACCUGUGGAGGGGGCACCUGGGGAAGGGGCACCUGGGGAGGGGGCACCUGGGGAAGGGGCACCUGGAGAAGGGGCACCAGGUGGGUGGGCACCUGACCUACCACGUGCGCAUGUGACAGGAGGCUCAGUGAAAGCAGAAGCGGUUGAGAAUGGUGGGUAUGGGAAUGCAGGAAUGUUCUGUCCAUCAGGUGGGUGGGCACCUGGCCUACCGCCACCUGGUCCACUUCCUGACGCACCUGACCUAAAACCUGAUUCAAUACCUGACGUGCCUGAUGUAAAACCUGCAGCAUCUGCUUCAGCAUCUGCUGCACCUGAGCAGUUUGGACUGAUGGAACAAGCAGGGCAGGCGGGCCAGAUUGGGCAGGCGGGAGAGGGAGGGACUCGGCACGCAGCUGGGGUGGCUAAGGGCUGCCAGGAAGGUUCAGUGGAAGGUGGUAGUGGGAAUGGAGGUGGAGCAAGAGCGGCGUGUGGCAGUCCGCUUAGAUUCUUGAUCUCAGCAGCGGCGCUAGCAUCUGCCCUGCGGCAUGUUGUGGCACUGCCGCCUUCAGUAUCCCCUGCCGCCCCUGCCGCCCCUGCCGCCCCUGAACCCCAUGCACCCCAUGCACCCCAUGCACCCUCUGCCGCCCCUGCACCCCUUGCACCCAUUGCUGCCCCUGUCCCUCGCCCUCUCUCUGCUGCCCCUGCACCACCCGCUCCCACUGCUGCCCAUGCGUCCCCUGCUCUCCUUCAAUAUGCUGCGCCCUAUGCGCCCCAUCCGUCCGUUGCCUCUCCUAUGCCAUCUGCUCACCUCCCUCCGCUCGUACCCCCUGCAGCCGCCCACCUCCCCCGCCCCGCUCCUCCUCCACCUGCCCCUGUGUUGGCUACUCCCGUGGGAAGCACAGCAGGCAGGCCGGCAGAGGGGCAAGCGAGGGCAAGCACAGAACAGCGUGAGCUGGCGCUGGUGCCUGUGGCACAGGAGAACGCAUUAGUCAGUGAACGGGAGGAGGUGGGGAGAGAUCUAGCACUAGUAAACACUCCCUCGGAGGAGAGCGGAAAGGCAAUAGUGAGUGCCACUCCCGUAAUGGUGAGGGAGAAGGCGAUAGUGUUCUCGCAGUGGACGCGCAUGUUGGACCUGCUCGAGCUCCACCUGGCUGCUGCUGGCAUCCCCCACGUGCGCCUCGACGGCACCAUGUCUGUGGCCGCUCGAGACAGGGCCAUCGCUGAUUUCACCUCCGAUCCGCAGGUCCGUGCAUUCCCAAGGCUGGUUGGCGAUGCUCCCAAGGUUGGCGAUGCUCCCAAGGUUGGCGAUGCUCCCAAGGUUGGUGAUGCUCCCAAGGUUGGCGAUGCUCCCAAGGUUGGCGAUGCUCCCAAGGUUGGUGAUGCUCCCAAGGUUGGCGAUGCUCCCAAGGUUGGCGAUGCUCCCAAGGUUGGUGAUGCUCCCAAGGUUGGCGAUGCUCCCAAGGUUGGCGAUGCUCCCAAGGUUGGUGAUGAUCCCAAGAGUGUUGAUGAUGCCGCCGUAGACUCUCCCCCCAAGCGUUACACUAAGGACGGGGUGGAGAAAAAACCGCAACAACCCGAUCACCAUAUUUAUAGGCAUUUUUGGACGUUCGAUAAUCCCGCCAAGAAGGGGAAGCAGUGCGAGUGCCUUUGGUGCGGAAAAACGUUCGCUCUUAGUAGUAGCCGAUGCACUCAGCAUCUCGCCGUUUGGGAUGACGCGAACGUGCGGCGCGAUGGUGGAGUUGUGUGCGCGGAUGUUCCUAAGCGCGUUUCCGACGCCAUUCGCAACUCGAAGGAAACGAAGAAGACGGCGCGUAAGGAUAAGGAGAGGGCUUUGGAGGAGGCGCUCACGGCAGUGGGCGGCCAAGGCGGAGCGGGUCCGAAGGCAAAGAAGGGGCGGAUGAAGGAUUGGUAUGGCGAGGGGGGGAUGUCGGCGAAGCGUGCGGCAGACGAUGCGAUUUGCCUCUUCAUCGCGGGGACGCGCUCGGCGGAGGUCAUUUGCGAGCACCCCCUCUUCCUCAACAUGAUGCGCGCCGUUAGCGCCGCCGGUGGCGGCUACGUUCCGCCCAAGGUGGGCUACGUUGGAGGCGCCGGGUUGCUGGCGUGCAAGCAGCAGAUUGAGAAGGGUUUGUCGCCCAUUACGAAGUCGUGGAAAGAGACCGGCGUGACGAUCGCCAGCGAUAUGAUGAAGGACAAGAGCGGGCGCGCGCAGAUGAACGUCGUCUUCAUCAACGCCAGUGGAGCGGUUUUCCAGGAGGCGUUCGACUGUAAGGCGGAGACAAAGACUGGGGCGUUCAUCGUGAGCGUCCUGCAGCCGCUGAUCGAGAAGCUUGGACCGGAGCACGUCGUCGCGAUUUGCACGGACGGCGGCAGCAACUACGUGUCCGCCGGCAAGCUGCUGCAGAAGAAGUACCCGCACUUGGAGUUCGUCCCCUGCGCCACUCACCUGCACGGCGAGAAGAAGUCGCUGCAGCCGCUGCGACCGGCGGGCACACGCUUUGGGACGCAGUACAUUGCGGUUUCACGCCUUAAGGAGAUUCGCCAGCACCUGGUGAACAUGGUGAUGCACACGGACUGGGCCGAGAAGGGGAGGAAGCAGCAGACUGGAACUACUUUUGAGAAGGCGGUGAUGGAUGUGGAGUGGUGGGGCAAGGUGGACACCUUCGUCAUGGUGAUGGAGCUGCCGUACAAGUUGAUGAGGAAGACGGAUGGGCCAGCGAAGGGGAUGAUGGGGGCAUUGUACGACAUGAUGCUGCAGCUGACGGUGGACCUGACGGAGUUGUUGGAGAGGGCGGAUUGUAAGCUUAAGGAGUCGGAUAAGGAGGAUUUGCUGGAGCAUUUGAGGAGGCGAUGGGAUGAGAGUUUGGCCUGCCCUCUUCACGUGGUAGGCCGGAUUCUUAACCCGGUCAACCAGGAGGAGGGGAUAUACCUUAAGGACAGAGAGUGCACCAGGGUGAUGAAGGCGUGGCUGCAACGCUCGAGGGCCUUCGUCGACAAGUAUUGGAAGAAGGACGGCGAGCGGGAGGGAACGAUGUUGGCGCUGCAGGAGGGGAUGCUGGCGUACAUUGAGGGCAGGGGGGGGUUUGGGUCGGAGGAGGCGGUAGCGGGCCGUGCGCAGCUGAAGGAGGGGAAGGGGGACAUGGCGGCGUGGUGGAAGGUGAAUGGCUGGGAGUACCCUGAACUGGCAGGCCUUGCGCGCCGGGCGGUGUCACAGGCCGUUUCCGCCUCUCCAUGCGAGCGGGGAUGGUCUGUGUGGGAUGGGGUGCACACGGCGCGCAAGAACAGGCUUGGGUCGGAGAAGGUGCGCGACCUGGUGUUCGUGGCGCACAACUGGCCGGUUGUGCACGGCCACCACCAGGGCGCAGCUGGUGGAGCAGGGCCAAGUGGGGAAGUGAGGAGGGCGGGGGUGGUGGAGGGUAACAUUCCCACCCCUCCCCUCCCCAAGGGAUACAAGUUGGAGGAGGACGGGGAGAGGGAGGUGGACGAGGACGACCCGGCAGUCGACGAGUACAAGGACCAGGAAGCGAUGGACGAAGAGGAGGAGAAGGAGAGCGAGGAUGAUGGGGAUGCGUGA